UUUCCGGUAGAGGUCCGCCAGGGGUUUGUAGCUUGUGCUUCUGCAAAAUACGAAAUGACACAACGCAGCUGAACAAAUAUUGCUUUUAAAAUAAGGACGAUGUGGUUUGUGAGGAGAUUUCUCUCGUCGGUGGUUUACAGGGGUCACUAUGCCGGGCAGUCCGGACUCCUGCUCCGACCUCGGUACGGCUCCCUUCCGGCGGACCUGGAGCUGCGCUACCUCCAGUGCACCUGUUGCUGGAGGAGCCGGGUUCCCGUGGCGGGUUUUGAGACUUUAAACGCCGCUCUCACUUCUUCUUCCUCCUCCUCCUCCUCCCUGUCGCCUGAGUCCUGUAAGGAGGACGGCAGGACUACACUGGACGCCUGCUACACCUCCGAGCAGCGGGACGCCAUCCUCCAGCUCCUCAACAACGCCACCUCGGCGGAGAUGGCCAGCGUCAAGCUGCUGAGAGGCCGCAAGUCGCUCAACAUCGUGGAGUACAGGACCAAACACGGACCGUUUAAAACUCUGGAGAGCGUGGUAAAUGUCCCGCUGCUGAAGCACAAGAGCGCGGUCAUAGUGUUCAACUCCAUCGUGAAUCCGGUGAAGAAGGAGAGGAAGGUUCGGAUACAGCUGGCCAAGUUCAUCAGACCGGAGGUGGACAGGUCCUGGUUGGAGGAUGCUACAUCCAUAGUAUCACUAGUAUGUGGAACUAAUAAAAUCGCUUGGGCCCAUGUGGACCGGGAGAUGACGGUAUUAGAGUGGAAACAGAAGGAGUGUCCUAAUUUCUUGAAAGGGACAUACAUGGCUUCUUCUUACCUGAAUGAUGUGUCCACGGUGGUGUCCGUCUUGCCAUCAGCAGAUUUCUAUCUGAUAGAGAAGCCCGCCAUCUCUGUGCAGAAUACAGCUCUGUUUCCUAUCAUGGCCCACAUGAGGACUGUGGAGGCCUUGCUGUUUGCUCUGCUGGAGCCCAAAAUCUCCCCACCAGAGCCUAAUAUUCCUCCCAGGGUUCUUAACAUGAUGAGGACCGCCGUGGGACGCCACUUUGACCUGAUUGUGGGGGAGUCUCGGACUAGCGGGGCUCAGUGUGACAGAUGAGGCGGAGAACCGGCAGGUAGUCGACACAGACGGCCCGUCUGUUCCCCAGCAGGCUGAAGGACUCACUCCUGAGCAGCAGCCGACUCACUCUGGACCUCCUUUGGGACACCCUGGAAAGACGGAUAAGCUACUCAAAGUCAGGUAUACUGCAACCGUUCGAGUCUUCUUUUAUACUCCUGAAAAAACAAGAUGUUAGGACCCAGCAUAACCUUUACUUUAUACAGUCAUUGGAAAAAAAACAAAACAUACACCCUGUAAUCAUUUUUCUUUUACUAGCUUGUAAAAGUGUUCAAAUUUAAUCUCAAGUGUAGAAAAACAACAAUGUCUUACAGAUUUAAUUAAACAAAAAGCAAAAUGUAACUAUACCAUUGCUAUUUCCGUUUGAGUUGUAAAGGUAAAGUAGCAGCCAGAUGCUAAUCAAUCACAUAUUUUACCAGAGACUUAAGUCUGUCAAAUAAAUGGGUGAUCUAUCCCAGCCUUUUAGCGCCUGAUUAAUUUUGUGUUUCAAAACGCUGCAGUUUUCAUUCCUGAGUCAGAUAAUGUACAACCGGGGUGUCAAAGUCAAGUCUGGAACAGGAAAACGUCUCAGACUGGAAGGACGUCAGGCAAGUUCAGAUCGUAGAAAACACAAGAUCUCCAACUCAAACAAUCCACACCUCAGUUAGCAUGUUGAAGAUCACGAUCUGGGAAUUUCAAAAUGACUUAAAUACUGCAUGUUUGGAAAGGUUACCAGGAAACCUGUAUCUGUCAAAAGACUAUGGAAGCAUGGUGAAGGUUUGCAGAGAUGCAUCCGAGUUGUGGAACAAAGUCCUUUGGGCAGAUGAGACCAAAAGUCGAGAUGUUUGACCAUAAUGCACAGCAGUAUAGCGCUUUGAAAACAAAUAGCUUAUCAGGACAAACACUGAAUACCAACCGUUAAACAUAGUGGUGGAGGAAUGAUGAUUUGUUAACUGAGCUCUGUAUACCAAAGUAUUCUGGAGUCAAAUGCAAGUUUCAGGUAAAUCUCGGCUCAAAACACAAACACAGCAGAAAAUAUAACGGUGAAUGAAGGCGAAUUGGCAGGUUAUUAUUUUUUUUCUUUGUCCAUCAAAACUCCCACCUUUUUCAGCUUGUAAACACAUCAACAGCAUGUUCUUUGAGUUUAGUAAAAAUAGGACAAAUACAAGAGAUGUUGAUAUACUUAAAAUGGAACAGCAAUGCAAUUCCUAUAUUUUCUGUUGCAUUUAAAACUGCUACCUCUAAUGUUUUGCCCAUGUUUUUAUUUUAUGAACACUAUUGUUAAGUUUAUGCCCAUCGUUACCUAAGGAGGAUUUGUGAUGCUGUGGUUUUGAAAUACAAGAAUGUACUCUAAAUAAAGUUAUUUUUCCCAGA
Molecule: messenger RNA, 2448 nt
Organism: Xiphophorus maculatus (southern platyfish)
Lineage: Eukaryota; Metazoa; Chordata; Actinopteri; Cyprinodontiformes; Poeciliidae
Gene: tefm
Product: transcription elongation factor, mitochondrial
Exons: 6
Coding region: 100-1077 (325 amino acids)
Biological process (GO): mitochondrial transcription; transcription elongation by mitochondrial RNA polymerase
Cellular component (GO): mitochondrial nucleoid
Molecular function (GO): DNA polymerase processivity factor activity; nucleic acid binding
Source: RefSeq, a predicted model, not a curated record